This is a messenger RNA of Anisakis simplex (herring worm), 867 nucleotides long. Lineage: Eukaryota; Metazoa; Nematoda; Chromadorea; Rhabditida; Anisakidae. The record is from the annotation of a GenBank genome assembly.
AUGAUUGCACGAGAAUGCAAACUAGUCAAGCGAUUCCAGUGUUUGCACACUGCAUGUACAAGCUCGGCCACUGACCAACAACUCAAGGCAGUACUGUCGGCCGAUGAGCUGAGUUUAUGUGAACGCAAAAAGUUCACCGAAAAUUUGGGAUCGCUAAAAGGCAUUGUGGAAUGUCCAGUAGGAACGUGUGGAGCGUGUUAUUUUUUCGAUGAGCAACAAAAGCUCAAUUGCUCAUCACAUACACCAAAUUUCGCUGAAUGCACUUAUUGCAAAUAUGUAUUUUGCAUGGAGUGUAGAAAUGCUUAUCAUGGUACACAACCUUGCGAAAUUGACUCAGAACAGCGGAGAAAGCUAUUGACGAAAUACGGAAACGUCGAAUCAGUCGAUAAGAAUGGAGUAUUGGCGACUUUUGGAGGAGAAAGAAAUUUGGCCAAGUACAUUGCAAAGUUGAAGUGUGACGAGUGGAUUGACGGAAACUGCAAGCAGUGUCCAACNUGUCAUGUGAAUGUUCAUUUAUGUUACUACUUAUCGAACAUUUUAUUGGACGGUGCUAUUUGCACAUCAGUUCAGUUUACAAUCGAACAGAAUAGUGGGCAAGAUGUGGGUGAUAUCCUCUUUCACACUAUUUUUUUAGGUUUACGGGAUGCCGAAAUAUGUGUUGUUCGAUGUGUGACACCCAGUUCUGCUGGAUUUGCUGCAAGACGGAAUGUGACGAUCCAGAACUUUGUUGGUGGUUUUGUUGCUAUCGUUUGUGACUACCUCGAUGAGGAUUAUGAAUGCGACGAGGAACUGCAAGCGGAUGAUGAUGAUCGACGGGAGGGCUGCGAGGAGGUUCCGUGGCCAUCAUACCGGCCGCUUGAUAUUUAA